Molecule: messenger RNA, 1092 nt
Organism: Eurypyga helias (sunbittern)
Lineage: Eukaryota; Metazoa; Chordata; Aves; Eurypygiformes; Eurypygidae
Gene: GPD2
Product: glycerol-3-phosphate dehydrogenase 2 (mitochondrial)
Exons: 8
Biological process (GO): glycerol-3-phosphate metabolic process
Cellular component (GO): glycerol-3-phosphate dehydrogenase (FAD) complex; mitochondrion
Molecular function (GO): calcium ion binding; glycerol-3-phosphate dehydrogenase (quinone) activity
Source: RefSeq, a predicted model, not a curated record
UUCAGCCCGGACAAUAUGGGUCUGCUGGACCCAGCCACCAGCGACGGUAGAGUGAUCUUCUUCCUGCCGUGGGAGAAGAUGACCAUCGCGGGGACCACCGACAGCCCGACGGAUGUCACUUCCCAUCCGAUACCGACGGAAGAGGAUAUCAACUUCAUUUUGAAUGAAGUGCGCAACUACCUGAGCGUUGAUGUCGAAGUGCGAAGAGGAGACGUGUUGGCAGCGUGGAGUGGCAUUCGUCCCCUGGUCACGGACCCCAACUCCAAAGACACGCAGUCCAUAUCCCGGAAUCACGUUGUCACCAUUAGCGAUAGUGGUCUUGUCACCAUAGCAGGUGGCAAGUGGACAACGUACCGUGCCAUGGCGCAGGACACCAUCGAUGCCGCUGUUCAGGCGCACGACCUGAAGGCGGGUUCCAGUAAGACCAUCGGGCUGCAGCUGCAGGGGGCUGAGGAGUGGAGUCCCACGCUCUACAUUAGGCUGGUCCAAGACUAUGGACUUGAAAGUGAGGUGGCUCAGCAUCUAGCUUCGACGUACGGUGACAAGGCUUUUGAGGUGGCAAAAAUAGCCCAAGUUACAGGAAAGAGAUGGCCUAUCGUUGGAAAACGUCUUGUGUCUGAGUUUCCGUAUAUCGAAGCUGAGGUUGUCUAUGGCGUUAAGGAGUACGCCCGCACGGCAGUGGAUAUGAUCUCCCGACGUACGCGCUUGGCCUUCCUGAACGUGCAGGCGGCGGAGGAAGCCCUGCCAAGAAUUGUCGAUAUAAUGGGGAAAGAACUUAACUGGAGUGAGCAGAAGAAAAAGGAAGAACUAGAAGCUGCUAAAAAAUUUCUCUACUAUGAGAUGGGCUACAAAGUAAAAUCAGAUCAAUUAACAGACAGCUCUGAGAUCAGCCUAAUGCCUUCAGAUAUUGAAAGGUACAAGAAGCGCUUCCACAUGUUUGACAAGGACAAGAAAGGGUUUAUUACUAUACUGGAUGUGCAGCGUGUCUUGGAGAGCAUCAGCGUGCAGAUCGCUGAGAAUACGCUUCACGAUAUUCUCAAUGAGGUGGAUCUGAACAAAAACGGGCAGGUUGAGCUCAACGAGUUUCUGCAG